Molecule: messenger RNA, 1495 nt
Organism: Haliotis rufescens (red abalone)
Lineage: Eukaryota; Metazoa; Mollusca; Gastropoda; Lepetellida; Haliotidae
Product: dynein light chain 2, cytoplasmic-like
Exons: 2
Coding region: 153-422 (89 amino acids)
Biological process (GO): cilium assembly; microtubule-based process
Cellular component (GO): cytoplasmic dynein complex
Molecular function (GO): dynein light intermediate chain binding; dynein intermediate chain binding
Source: RefSeq, a predicted model, not a curated record
AAUGUAACUGUCAGGAUCAGCCAAUCAGAGUGCAGCUUCUCUCAACAACACAUUUGUUGAUAAGGGUUAGCUGCGUAACAUGUUUUCAGUAUCGAUUGAGAUCGGUUAAAUAUCAUCUUGGUGUCAUCAGGGAUAGUUUGGAAUUUGCAAUCAUGUGUGAACAAAAGGCAAUGAUCAAGAACGCCGACAUGGGCGAGGAACUACAGCAGGACGCCGUGGACUGUGCCACGAUGGCCAUGGAGAAGUACAACAUCGAGAAGGACAUCGCCGCCUUCAUCAAGAAGGAGUUCGACAAGAAGUACAACCCCACCUGGCACUGCGUCGUCGGCCGCAACUUUGGCAGCUACGUCACCCACGAAACCAAGCACUUCAUCUACUUCUACUUAGGCCAGGUGGCUGUUCUGCUCUGGAAGUCUGGAUAACGUCUAACCCAUAGUAACAUACAUAGUUGUGAGUGGAGACAUGCAUGUGCCCAAAUGGCGGUUUCGGAAUCAAGUUGAACUGUCCUCUUGGUUGUCCACAGAAACAUUCAUCGCCUGUGUAGGCUGUCGAUCUGACAAGAACUGGGUGCUGUUGUCAUCACGAGCCAUAGGGCAAAAUUUCAAAAAAAACGUAUUUCCUCUAUUAGAAGCAGUCCUCUAUUAUUAACAUAAGACCCAUGAAAUUCCGGGGUAGACUAGGUCUUCAGCAACCAAUGCUUGCCGUACAAGUCGACUAUGCUUGUCGUAAGAGGCGAGUAACGGGGUCGGGUGAUCAGGCUCACUGACUUGGUAGGUCGAUGCUCAUGAAAUCAUUCACUGGAUUGUCUGGUCCACUAUUGAUUAUUUACAGAUCGCCGUCUUAUAGCUGGAGUAUUGUUGAGUGCAGCAUUAAACAACAAACAAAAGUAUUAACAUAAGGACCAGGGUAAGGUUUUGAAAUGAGAGAGGUUAAGGGCCGGGUCAGCUACUGCCAAUUGUUCCUCCCCAUUACAUCCGAGUAGUAUUACGUAUUAUAAAAUAAACAGAACAUCUAAUAAGAGCAUGUCUCUAAUAUGGGCAGUGUUAAAUUGAUGUGAAUUUAAUGAGAGUCUUGGCUUUUACAUCAUGAAAAACAGUAUGUCAAGUAAUUGAGCUGUUUUGAUUAAAAAUGCACGUAGUCGAAGUUGUUACCAUGGCUACGGCACUGUAGACGACUGCCAAGGGAGGACACCUCUAAGGUGAUGUAACCAUAGGAAAACCCCAGUUCAAUAUAUUUGGAUGAUUUAUUGUAAUUGGGCGGUGCGAUGGAACAUGGAAGCCUGACAAUUGAAUUCCCCUUUGAAUUCGGUAUAUUAUUAUUUAUGUAUUGUAUUCAAUGCAAUCAAAACUGUGUCUAUGAUAACAGGAACAGUGAUCUAUCGUGUUACAUUUUACAUUCUCCAGAUUAAUGAUUGUUUUAUUCCAUGUUUGUUUGAUGUAAUGGGUGUUUGUAUAUGUUUUAUAUGAACUACUAAACACUUGAUGCCUGUAAACGA